AUGAAGAUUGCAAUUGAAGGAUGUUGUCACAGUGAGCUUGAUGCGAUUUAUGCAGCAGUUCGUCGUGUAGAAGAAGAAACAUCUGAACAUAUUGAUUUGCUGCUUAUUGCAGGCGAUUUUCAGGCUGUCCGUAAUUCAGAGGACCUGAAAUGUCUGUCUGUUCCUGAAAAAUAUCGAAAAUUGGGUGAUUUUUCAUCAUAUUAUUCUGGUGCAAAGAAAGCACCUGUUUUGACGGUUUUUGUCGGUGGAAACCAUGAAGCAAGCAAUUAUAUGUGGGAAUUAUAUUAUGGUGGAUGGGUUUGUCCGAACAUAUACUAUAUGGGCGCAGCAAAUGUCAUUAAUAUAGGUGGAUUGAGGAUUGCAGGACUAUCAGGGAUUUACAAGGAAAAAGAUUAUGCAAAGGGACAUUUCGAAAGAGUGCCGUACAAUGCAAUGACAUUGAGGAGUGUCUAUCAUGUCCGGGAAUUUGAAGUUUCGAAGUUACUGAAUAUACCACGAACAAAACCUAUUGAUAUUUUUUUAUCACAUGAUUGGCCUCGAGGAAUUGAGAAAUAUGGAGAUUGUCAGAGAUUGUUAUCGAAGAAGCCGUUUUUUUUUAGUGAUAUACAGAAGAAUUGUUUAGGAUCUGAGCCUAAUGAGCGUUUGAUGAACCAGUUGCAGCCGAGGUAUUGGUUUGCUGCGCAUCUGCAUGUAAAGUUUGAGGCGGUGAAAAUACACAAUAUAAAAGAUGAAGGUUGGAAGGAGAGUGGGGUGGAAGAGACUGCAAAAAAUCCAGAUGAAAUAGAUCUGAGUGAUGAUACUAUGAGUGAAACUGGUUGUGAUCCUAUAGAUGUAUCAAAUACUUUAAAUGACGAGAAAGACACUGUGAAAGCUACACGGUUUUUAGCACUCGAUAAAUGUUUGCCCGGUCGUUGUUUUUUGGAGAUUUUUGAUAUUCCAGCGCUACCUGAUAACACCAAUGAAAAAUUAAAACUUUCGUACGAUAUAGAUUGGUUGGCACUUUGCAGAGUAUUUCACCCAUAUUUCUCAGUCGAGUAUCACCAGACCCCUCUCCCUCAAGAUGAAGUAUCUUUGGCAAGGGAAAUAGAAAAAGAAAAAGAAUGGGUUCAAGAGCAUAUUGUUCGCCCAUAUGGAUUGGAAAUAUCUCCGCAUUUUGAGCACACUGCUCCCAUUGAAGGAUCUGACUUUUCAAAAGAAUGUUUACGUAUGAAAGCUUACUUUUUAUUCGAUAUAAAUUUACUUCAAUAUAGCACUUUUGUACAAUAA
Messenger RNA from Pneumocystis jirovecii RU7, 1266 nucleotides. Its product is annotated as RNA lariat debranching enzyme. NCBI's taxonomy places the organism in Eukaryota, Fungi, Ascomycota, Pneumocystomycetes, Pneumocystales, Pneumocystaceae. Gene Ontology annotation, biological process: mRNA splicing, via spliceosome. The record is from RefSeq and is a predicted model, not a curated record. The transcript has 6 exons. The coding region runs from base 1 to 1266 and encodes 421 amino acids. Gene Ontology annotation, cellular component: nucleus. Gene Ontology annotation, molecular function: RNA lariat debranching enzyme activity.